Funneliformis caledonium is the source of this 864-nucleotide messenger RNA. The record is from the annotation of a GenBank genome assembly. Lineage: Eukaryota; Fungi; Glomeromycota; Glomeromycetes; Glomerales; Glomeraceae.
AUGACGCUUGCUCUUCCUGAAUUACUAAAGAAUAUUUUAAAUUUCUUAGCUAAAAAUAACGUAUUAUAUCUAACUUUGCUGGUUUCUAGACUUUGGUCUAGGUGCACUGGUCUAAUUUUAUGGGGUCGUAUCAAAUUGAUUAGUGAGAAACAACAGAAAAAGUUUAUAAAAAUGAUACGUAUAAAUUCUAGACUGAUUUUUAGACAUAAUUUUGAGCGAAGUACGAGUUUUGAUGAUACGGCUUUAAUCAAGAUUUCUCAAAAAUGUGAUAAAUUACAGUUUUUAAAUAUUAGUUUUGGCGGAGAUAUUACCGGUAAAUCAUUUUGUGAAAUAGCACAGUCAUGCAAUGGGUUAAAACAUCUAAGAAUUAGUGGGUAUCGGAAUUAUAUCACUGAUAGCAUUAUACAUGAUAUUGCACGAUCCCAUCCUAACCUCCAAUCUAUAGAUAUUCGUUCUUCUAGUAGACUUACCAAUACUGCUAUUUAUACCCUUACAGAUUCAUGCCCAAAUCUGAAAAGUUUAAAACUCGAGUAUUGUGAUGAAAUAAAUGAUAUAGCCAUCAGAAAAAUUGCACAUUGUCGUUAUUUGAAACAUCUCGAACUCUAUAAUAUAAAGGCUCUUACUCUGCAUAUAUCUGAUUCGUCAAUUUCCAAAAUUGCAAAAAUGUGUCCUAAUAUCAUAUAUCUUGAUCUUGAAUACGCUAACUUUAUUUUCAAUAGAACUCUUAAAACUAUCACAGAGUAUUUAUAUAAUCUAGAAUAUCUUGGCCUGAAAGGUUGCCGUAGAAUUAGUCAAAAAAUAAUAGACAUGUUAUUUCCUGAUCUUGAAAUAGGCAAAUAUUACUCAUUACUACUUAGGCGGUAA